AUGUCCACUUCGACAGAAAACAAUGACCGCAAAGAUAUUCAACAAACGAUUGAAUUCGAACGGUUUCCCCUAGAAAUUCAAGACCAAAUUUGGGAGUCGACAUGUGUCCCACGGAACAUAUUCAUUUACGAGAUCGAGCAGAUUAUAACAAUUGAUGAGGGAUUGGGCGAACGAUAUAACAAAUGUAAAAUUCACCAGGAGGUUGGCGAUUGUUACAAUCAUCAACCCAUAGCGCUCAGCGGAAACUAUAGAAGCAGAGACAAUCUUCCACGCAGAUACGAACGAAUCCUUGAGGGGGAUCUUCCAAACUCAUGGAUUUACUUCAACUUCGACAUUGAUACGUUGGUGAUACAUCCUCAAAUGAUUACUCGCCACUUUGUGCCAAUAGAUGGCACAGACCAGCAGCCAAGUUGGGGUUUGAAAGAGCAGUUUAAAAUCUUGGGCCCUAACUCGCAAUGCGGACAGACCAUGUUGAGAGGCAAGCAAUUAUUGAAAGGUCGAAACAAUAAUCUAGAACGAAUCCAAUUCAUUGCGAUUGGGGGCUUUCGCUGGUGGAACUCCGAGACAGUUCUUUGUGGAAAAACAAAGUCUUGCGGAUUUGAUCUCCAGAAGUUCAAUUUUGAAGCAGGCAUCAAGCAUGGAUUUCAAAAUCUGAAAGAACUCAUAUUGGUUCUGGCGAAGGAGAAAGAACUGACUAGUGCUCAGCUGGAUUCAAUCCCCCCUGGAAUUGGUCUGAGGACCGAAGAGGGAAAGGAAAUAUGCAGACGUGAGAUUACGGAGAUGUAUAAAGCGGAGAAGGCACGUCGUCCUGGCUUUAAGAUUCCUAAGAUUAUUUUCUUGGAGCAUGAGGAUCCGAAAGCACCCAACUUUGAUUUUGGCAAGCAGAAUGGAAUGGGGACGAAGGUAGGCACUGUACCGUUUGGGCUGUCGCCCCCUCGUGUAGAGACGGAGAAUGCAGAGUCGGAGGAAUAA
Glarea lozoyensis ATCC 20868 is the source of this 972-nucleotide messenger RNA. RefSeq lists its product as uncharacterized. Bases 1 to 972 code for a protein of 323 amino acids. Lineage: Eukaryota; Fungi; Ascomycota; Leotiomycetes; Helotiales; Helotiaceae. The record is from RefSeq and is a predicted model, not a curated record. The transcript has a single exon.